This is a messenger RNA of Blastomyces dermatitidis ER-3, 1501 nucleotides long. RefSeq lists its product as uncharacterized. NCBI's taxonomy places the organism in Eukaryota, Fungi, Ascomycota, Eurotiomycetes, Onygenales, Ajellomycetaceae. The record is from RefSeq and is a predicted model, not a curated record. The transcript has 2 exons. Bases 832 to 1191 code for a protein of 119 amino acids.
GAGAAAUUUAUACUUGUCAUAUUCAGUACAUGUAGCAAAAUACCAGGUAAUAAUUAUAUGGUGAAUAAGGCUCGGGGUUCUCAGCCAACACGUAUCAAGAAUCUCUGCAGGGUCAAUCGGGGCAUCGCGGUUUACGAUCUUGCUCCUCCGUUCAUCAUCAUUAGGUGGUAUGCACCAAAAGUAUUAAAUUAUUGUCUGGUAAACCUUGGAAGAUUCCCACAUGAUGAAAUCACCUUGGUAUGGAUCUGAAACUUCCAAUUUCUCCCAAGAUCGUUUCCUUCCCAAAUGUCAUACGUAACUCGCGCUCUGUUCCAUUCCUCCGCCACUCGCUCGUCGUUCAACUGUGGAUCGAGCAAUGCAGGUUAGCAGCAUCGGCGGCAGUAGGACGUGACCCAACGUUCCUCCCGCCCUUCCUGGGUUCCGGCGGGCCGUUCCACUGUGCCUGGAUCUCAAAACUACGGCUUGUGUGUACCGGAUCGCGUUGAGACUGUUACCGAAUAUUCAAAGAGAAUUGUAUAUCGGAUCAUGUUUGAAGAAUUACUUUCGAGGAACCAGGACAUUCUUCUUCACUGUGAUUAGAGACAUGUCGAACUCCAUGCCUCGCCUCAGGCUCCACAUAAAUUACGAAGCCUUGACCUCACAUCCCAGUCUGAGAUGCCCUCGUCGUCAAGCGCUCUGACCCCUAGACCUAUUCCAACAUCCCAGGAAGCUGCUACUCUACUUCUGAAUUGCUGCUUGUGAAUGAGACCGUGUGUCUGAAGACACGAAAAGCCCUUGCCUAUUAUCCCACAACAUUAGGACGACAAUUAGGCUAAACAAUUGAUCGCAACCAUGCGGUUCUCCGUCCCAGCGUUUAUCGUCCCAGCGUUAAUCGCUCUGCUCAGCUUUGGUUCUAACGCACUGGCGGCUGAAUGCUACAGCCGAUCGGGGGGAUACCCAUGUGCGACUCUGGACGAGGCCAUGAAUGCCUUCAGCUACUAUUGCGCGAAUUACUAUGAUAAACCAUGCCACGAGUUCGUGAAGAUCACUUACAAAGGAACGGUUUGGGUCGGGCAUGUUGGAGCAUUCAACAAUCCGUCAGACUGUUUCGAAGCUGGUAGGCAAAUUGUAUAUGAGUGCUACGGCAAGAAAGAUGGUGGCUCCUGGACCAGUAAUCAAAAGAGCAUCAAUGUCAACUACUGCCAGUGGUAGGUAAGCGUUAGGGCUCCGAUGAGAGAUUCGGAAAAGUGGACUUUUCCAUUUUCUUUUCCGUUGUCUCUCUUAUUUGUGAUGUCCGCGGUUUAUUAGAUGAAAGGGUUUAUGUAGUAGGGGUGAAGUGCGGUUGCGAUGGAGUGUGCGAGGGAGGCGAGAUAUCUAGCUGUUUUAUUCUAGCUCCGUGAUUAUUACUUGACCACCAAUUGUCUCGCCUUAAAUUACAUAGUGAGGGGUGAAUAAUUAUAUGUAUGUACAGUAGUAUCUAAGAAGAAGUUAGUGUCCUAGAGGCUCAGUGCAGAGAGCCUCU